AUGGCUUCUCCAAGUGAUCGUGUGCCGACGGCCAGGUCUCGGAAUGGUUGCAUUACCUGCAAGACCCGCCGCGUCAAAUGCGACGAGACGAGACCUACUUGCCGCAGGUGCGAGAAUGCAGGAAGAAGGUGUGAUGGCUAUGGAGAUGGUUUGGAUUCAGGGUCUCCUGAGGGUGCCUCGUCAAAUAGCCUCCGGGUAGUACAGCACGUCCCCGGUAUCUCGAAGCCAACUCGCAUGUGGAAGACCCCCCAGUCGCCGGACCUCAUCAGCGAGGAUGAGUAUCGCUCUCUGGAAUUCUUCCACCAGAAUACAACCCAGGCGUUCACCGCAGAUAUCGGCGUUCUGCUACUUCGCGUGGCGUACCACCAGCCCAUUUUGAGGAGCAUCGCCGUCGCCUUGGGCUCUCUCCAUCGGUCCUUUGUCCUCCAUGGGAGAGGCCCUCUGGCAAACAGCACCGACGCGCAAUUUAUGCUGCUUCACUACAAUAGAGCCAUACGAGAGUUGGUGUCAAUACAGCCUGAGACAGCGCAGCGAGACGAAACGUUCCUGAUUGCCUGUAUCUUCUUCUUCUGCUUCGAGUGCCUUCGAGGCGAGUACAAGAACGCCGUGUGA
This is a messenger RNA of Penicillium crustosum, 612 nucleotides long. RefSeq names its product Zn(II)2Cys6 transcription factor domain-containing protein. The record is from RefSeq and is a predicted model, not a curated record. Bases 1 to 612 code for a protein of 203 amino acids. NCBI's taxonomy places the organism in Eukaryota, Fungi, Ascomycota, Eurotiomycetes, Eurotiales, Aspergillaceae. Gene Ontology annotation, molecular function: DNA-binding transcription factor activity, RNA polymerase II-specific; zinc ion binding. Gene Ontology annotation, biological process: regulation of DNA-templated transcription. The transcript has 2 exons.